Cylas formicarius (sweet potato weevil) is the source of this 3391-nucleotide messenger RNA. Its product is annotated as helix-loop-helix protein delilah-like. Gene Ontology annotation, molecular function: protein dimerization activity. The record is from RefSeq and is a predicted model, not a curated record. The transcript has a single exon. Bases 517 to 1206 code for a protein of 229 amino acids. NCBI's taxonomy places the organism in Eukaryota, Metazoa, Arthropoda, Insecta, Coleoptera, Brentidae.
GACACCUUUCUUCCGAGCACACAAACAUAUCUCUGAGCUCUUAAUCAUUUACACUAAAAGAUCUUUAUCGCCCGUUUUAUUCCUCCUUCACAACAAUGAUCCCCAAUUCAUCAUCGUUGCUCGGUUGGCCACUCUUAUAACCAUUAUAGAGGUACGCGUGCUCUCGUGGUAGGGGACCCGGCCGUAAUAUGCCCACGAUUUCGAUCCGGUUGACUCAGUCAGUCGCUGGCCAGACGUCUAGCAUUUGCUUUCAGUUCACGUACGGGCAGAUUGCCUCGAGACCCGUCCGCGAGUCUUACGUAAAUUUAUAUGGUUAAGGAUACUUGGCCGGUUAACAAUUUUCCCGUACUCUAACAAAAUAGUGCUUUUAUGACAAUUAUUUCGUGGUGAUACGUGGUGACUUCGACAGUCGAUUAGGCGACGAACCUCGCGCGAUUUGGCGGAAAGCUCUCAAAAUGAUACGAAACGGAACGAAUUGCACGCUGAUAUGAGAAUUCUUUUUCCAUUUUCCAUGUUAUGAACGCUGUCGACACUAUGGACUCGCUGUUAAAUUACAGCGAGCUUCGGGAGCGGCUCUCUUCCGAAGCGACGUUUACGGACGACAACAACAAUAGCGAUGCUAGCUGUCCGAAAGAAGAUAAAUAUUCGCUGAGGCCCAGAUCGAUGCGAAAAAUUACUGAACUCGCGAAAGAAGCUCAACUGGAAACGCAUUCGAAACAAAUAAACAAAUCCCAUGCGAAGCAAAAGCAGAAAGCAGCACCCUUGAGCAAAUACAGGCGCAAAACGGCAAACGCACGCGAAAGAAACCGAAUGCGAGAGAUAAAUCAAGCGUUCGAAACCCUUCGAAUGGUUAUUCCUCACAUGCAAGCACCCACCACCUCGUCCAACGAAAAACUAACCAAAAUCACCACUCUGAGGUUAGCAAUGAAAUAUAUUAACGCGCUCAGUUCAGCUUUGAACAAUCCGAUGGAAAGCGAAUUCGUUAGCACCGAUUAUUCCGAUUUGGACUGUUUGCUGUUAGAGUCAGAUGGAGAGUCUCUGUCGCUAUCGGAUCAUUCCGGUUCGUUACUGGCAUCGCCGGACUUCCUAGAACCAUCAUUGUCGCCCGUAGAUUUCAGCGACCCAUCACUACCGGCUCUGCUGCACACCGAUUUCACGGAACAUGCGCUGGAGGCGGCAGAUCUAAACGACUUCUUACUGACGUAACGUUUACGUAACUGAGACUUUAUGGGCACUAUAAUUUUGCGCAGUAUUUUAGAAUAAUUUGCGAUUGAUCCUUCUACAAGGUGAGUUUUUGCGGGAUUUGAAUUUUGCGGGCAUUCGCAAAAAUAAAGCGGCAAUUUGCAGAUAAUUGUGUUUCGUAUGUCGGCAUAAGAGAGAUGUCACUAAAAAUUAGUGUCUAGGAUUAUGUUAUAAAGCCCCAGGCCUUAUUUAUUUGUAAUUUUUGUGAUAUUUUACUUAUUUAAAUUAGGUAUGCGUUGGUAUGAAAUACUUUUGUGCAAUAAAUACUUCGCGAGUAUUUUUGGAACAUCUUUUUAUUAAGUGUCAAUAACCUGAAAUUAUUAGAAAUUGGACUAAAAAUGGUGGUAUACUUAACUUAAUAGAAAAAUACAUGGCAACAAAUUUUACCUGGCCAACUAACCAAAAUUUCGUUGAUAUUUUGGUUCGAAAAGAAUAUAUAAAAACUUAGAACCAUAAUUUCAUUAUGAAGUGAAUGCAUUGAAACUCUGCAGCAGGUAAUAAUUUUUGUAAGUUAAAAUUUUGCAGGCACCCGAGUGGUUAUAAAUAUUAGUUUCACCUCUUCCACGGAACAAUUUGUUCUUGCUUGUUUAUAGACAAUAAAUGUUACUUGUACAUUUACUAUAAUGUGAAAAAACUAAAAUGUCAAAACGGAAUUUAAAUACUUCCGAAUUUCUAUAACAUUAGUGCAUUUUCGUUUUUGUUAAAUUAUAAAAAACCUCAAUAACUCACGAAGUUAUCCGAUACUGCAUAGGAAGAAUGGGUGUAUCUCUCCCAAAUAUUAAUUUUUACUGUAUUAGUAAAAAUGCAUUUAAUCCAUAAAAGUUCUCUAAGCAGUUUCGAGCCUUGGCAUAUUUUUAAAUUUUUACAACUCGAAAUUUUAAAAUCGGUGUUGGUCGAGUGCCAUUUUCCUUAUCGGGGCAUUACUUUAAUGCAAAAAUAAAUGCUAAUUGCACCAGCGAAUUUAAACGCGAAUAUUAAUUAAUUAAGCAAAGAAAUUGUAACAAUUUUCUGUCGAGGUAAUUGACCGAAUAAAUACAAAAAUUGGGUUAUCUUUUGAAAAAAAAAUUGCAAAGUUUCAUUUGGCAGUGAGCAACAUUGUCGACGAAAAUAUUUGUUUGUCCGCUUAUUAGUUUUUUUUGUCAAAUGUAUAUGUAAUUAAUUUUAUUCCGCGAGUUAAAUUUAUUAACUCUCUCAAGAAAGGAAACAAAAUUAUUAACAACGUGAAAACAUUUUACAUGUUUUGUGCUAAAUCGCCUCAUUUUAAUUUUAAUUUUCCAUAAUUGUAUGGAAAAACUAAAAAUACUACAGAGACCGAGUUACCGUGAUAAAGUUCGCUUUAAUUGGUAACUAAGCUUAGAUGAGCUAAAGAUUCACAUUUAAAAAAUAUUUCCUAUUCUUAGAAGUGGUAAUGAAUUUUCAAUUAUGUUUGUGAUUAAAGCAAUUUCUUUUGAUUAGUUUUUUUUUAAAUUAACGAUAUUAGUGCAUGUUUUUCAAGUAAAGGCAAAAAUUCUUUUAAAGAAAAAAUUUUAUAGCUUUUUCUUGUGAAAUAACGUUAUCGUAGGUAGUUCAGAUUAUUUAGCACGAUUUUUGAUCGAAUUUAAAGCACAUUAACUAAUUGUAUUAAAAUAUCAAAUAACGAUUAUCUCACGUUACUUUUAUAAAUUCACUGCAUUCUUACGAUUAAAAACUAUCACAAAAAAGAAGACAUAUUUACCCAUUCGAGAAAUUAAGAUUAUUUAAUUUUCUUUACUUAAGAUUAAAUACGCCAUUUUUAGUUCGUUUGUUUAAGUAGCCAUCAAAUUCGGAAAAUGGCCCAUCAGAGAUAUAUGUAAUAUAAUAAUAAAAUCAUAAAGUGCAUUUAGGUUAUUGACGCGAUAUAUUAGAACAAUUCCUUUUAAACCUGACAUAAUACUACAAUUAUAUUAUUUUACCUAUUAUGUUAUUCUGUCUGAAAUAUCGUAAUAUAAUAGUGGUACAAAAAAGAACUGAGUUGAUAUAAAUAGAAACAUUAAAACACGACUUGCCUCAUAGAUAUUAUAAAUGUAAAAUAAAAAUUUAACUUUUAUUUUGUUACCUAAAUAAAUUUAUUUAAAAUAUUAUUUUUAUAUUGUGUCAUAUUUUGUGCGAAUCAUGUUAAGAGUGUUUAAAU